Molecule: messenger RNA, 960 nt
Organism: Bathycoccus prasinos
Lineage: Eukaryota; Viridiplantae; Chlorophyta; Mamiellophyceae; Mamiellales; Bathycoccaceae
Exons: 1
Coding region: 1-960 (319 amino acids)
Molecular function (GO): protein binding
Source: RefSeq, a predicted model, not a curated record
AUGGCUACUACUACCAACGCGAUGAUGGCGACGACGAAAACGACUUCGUCAAAGUUCGCACAACAACAACAAAAACAACAAAAGAUGAGAUCUUUGGCAUCAUCGGGAGCAUUAAUCUCCCCAAUCUCGAAAAGAAAACAACACGUCAUCUUUAUGAACGCGUCCGAGGUGGCGGAAUCCGCGGUCGCGACGGAAGAGUUUUACGAGGUGACGCUGCCGAAACCAAUCGACGUGAAAUUUGCUCGCGGGAACGACGGCGGCGCGUACGUCGCGUUCGUCCCGCCGAACGAUCCAAAGUACGAGGUGUUUGAAAUCGGAGACAAAAUAGAAGGCGUGUCGGCGUCGUUCGGCGACGAGGUAUGGCCGGCGGAAUCUUUCGGUCAAGUCAUGUACGCGAUGAAAAACAGAAACGGAGACAUUUAUUUGAAGAUGAAGAAGAUGUUUGGCGAUUUCAGCGCCAUGGAGGUGGAGAAGAACUCACAGUUCAAAUCCGAAAGAGCGGGAGGGAACUACGGCGCCGGGACGAAGGAACAACAGAUGAAUAACUACUCCAAGAAGAGAGAGUUGGAGAACGAACGAUUAGACAUGUUCGACGAAGCGAUUGCUUUGUACAACCAAAAGAAUUUCGACGACGCGUUGAUUCAGUUCGAAGAAGUCGCCGCGUUAGAGCCGAAGAACUACAUGAGCGAUAACUUUGAAACGACCACGGAAAUUUACCGAGUGUGCCAAUACAACAUCGCCUGCUGCUUUUCCAACAUCGGUAAACUGGACGAGUCGUUGUUAGCCUUGAGAAGGUGCAUGGCGAGUGGGUGGACGGAUUACAGAAAGAUUCGCACCGACCCGAGCUUGAAAAACGUCCGAGCGAGUCCUGAGUUUACCCCGUUGAUGAACAAGUUCGACGAACCGAUUUUCAACGAAAACGCCGCGAAAUUUUUAGGCAACUUGUUCGGUAAGAAAUAA